Molecule: messenger RNA, 2298 nt
Organism: Rotaria socialis
Lineage: Eukaryota; Metazoa; Rotifera; Eurotatoria; Philodinida; Philodinidae
Source: the annotation of a GenBank genome assembly
AUGACAACAGUUAAAUGUUUACAUGAAGAUUUACUCUAUACCAUUGUACCGAAAUGCUCAUCAUCAACAGAUAUGUGGCAUUUUCUUCAAGCACUCGACUAUGAACUAGCAAGAAUGAUUAAUUUACGUUCAUUUUGGAGUCGUAUUCACUUAUCUUCAUUACACAAUAAGCAUAUUUUAUUAUCGUUUGCUAAAAAUAUUGCUAUUCAUUGCAUAGACCUUCGUAUUGAUAAUCUCAAUUGGAUGAUUGUAGCCGAUAUGCGUCGAUUACUUUCUAAUUUUCGUUUAUUAAUCUCGUUUCAUACUGGCAACGUUGCAUUAUCGAAUAGUACCUUAAUUAAUGAUAUUAAAGUACUUUUUCCUUUUUUAAAAUAUAUUACUCUAUUAAUAUCACUUGAUAGUUUAAUAAUAUUAUCGUCAUUUACUCGUUCAUCACCAAUUGAUCAUGAUGUGUUCAAAGAUAUAUGUGCAUCAUUAAAUGAGAUUAACGAACUAAAACAUGUAUCUUUAGUACUGCAAGAUAAAAAAGGAGCUUGUCUUUCUGAUCCAAGUGCUCGACUGUGUUUUCGUUCAGUAUGUUCAUAUAUAUCUAAUAUGAACAAUAAUUAUAAAUUAAUAUCUAUUGAAGAAAACGGUUAUGAUUUUAAAAAUCGAUUUUUUUCACUUGACACUUCGAUGAGACCAACUUUUGAACAGAUAAAUUUAUUUUUACAACCGACAUUGAAUCAUUUAAUAGUUUAUUUUCGACCGAUGUCAAAUGUAAAUUUAACAUUAAAUACAAAAGAUUCUUCGGUGAAUAAAUUGCAACUACAAACAUUAGUAUUACCAUGCGUACCAUCAACAUCAGAUUCAAUUAAUAUUCUUGAUCUUUAUCAAAUACAAAUACUUGAUCUUGGUAAUGUAGAUGUAAAAAGUCGAACAGAAUUAGCAAGACUCGAUGAAAUACUUUUUUGUCAUCGUCAAAAUACUCUUCGAAAUUUAACUAUUAAUUUAAAUGAAUGGCAAUCAACAAGACUCGUUGUUAGAUGGAAGAAACAAGGCAAUAACAAAUUAACAACAGCUUCAACAGCACACUUUAGUUCUGUGUUCGAAAACUGUUUUGAUAAUAUUUCGACAUUAGAAGAAGAUGAAGUCGAAGAAAUGGAAACAACUAUUUUAUCGGAUUCAUCUCUAGAUAUCGAAGAGCCAUCUUCAACUAUUAUAGAUGAAAUUUCUCUUGAAUUCAUUGAUGAUACACAAUCAUCUAUUUUUCAAUUAUCUUUCAAAGAAGUUUGGCUGAAUAAAUUAACGAAUCUAAACUUAACCGGUAUUCAUUGUCAUUCUUUCGAUUUCAAAUAUUUGUUUGAUUGCUUACAUUUACUGCGAUCAUUAAGUCUUUCUCCUUGUUUACUUCUAUAUAUCGAUCAAUUAAAAUGUCAUUGUCAAACAGAGCCAACUUCUGUUCCAUAUGAAAUGCAUUCAUUGAAUAAAAAUCUUCUUUCACUUAAUCUAGUCUCACAUAUAUCAAAUAUGAAACAAUCAUGUUCAAUGUUUCUUGAUCAAUAUAAAUUGCAUUGUAUUCGUCAUUCAUCAAUUCAUCAAUAUUUAAAUAAUAAUGAAUUAUUAUUAUUUCAUUAUGAAGAUUUAAUUCGUUAUUCUAUUCGUAGACUUAUUCGAACAUUAGAUUUACAUCAUUUAAGCAUACGUAUGCCAAAUUAUGAACUGUAUAAUGAUGAUCUCAAUCUAGAGAAUUCAAAUCAUUUAGAGUCAUUAGUAUUUGAUGUUAAAAAAGUUCCAAUGACAUUUCAUGCAAAAUUAAAUCAUCUUUAUUCAACUAAUAUUUUCCAUUGUUUACGUCGAUUUAUUCUUAUUACGGAUAGUGAUUUUCAAUUAACACCUUUACUUAUCGAUAGAUUUUGUCAACUUGAAAUUGUUGAAAUCAUAUCGAUGAAUUAUCAUCUUACUUGUUCAAUAAUAAAUUAUUUUCAAAGAGUUCUAAAACCGCAGAAUUAUCCAAAUUUAAAUACGUUUCGUUUUUGGAUUGGUAGUGUUGAUGCUAAACAUGCAUUAAAACAUUUACACAAAACAAUACGAUUAGCAUUUGAAAAUAUAAAACCAUCUUUUCAAUUUGAUAUUUCAAUUGUUAAACAAUCAUCAAAAUUAAAUGGAACACCUAAAUGUAUCCUAUAUGACAAUACACAUGAGAUUCAUCAAUGUUUUCAUUCAUUAUUAUCAACUCAUAGUUAUCAGGUUUCAAUAACAUAUUCAAACUUUUUAAAUUAUAAACCACUGUAUAGUGAACAGAAAUUUGAUAAAUAA